GGGUGUGGUGGUGUAUAAAACAUCCUUUGCAUGUAUUUCUCCAUUACUAUAGAUCCUCCAAGACUGACUCUCACUCUCCGAUCUUCUUAAAUCUCUGCAAAUCCACUCUGCUAUCAUCAUGUCUGACGUCCAGAAUGCUAUGGCCCUCCUCAUUGGCUCUUUCAGUAAGUACGCUGGCAGGGAAGGGGACAAUAACACCCUGAGUAAGGCAGAGCUGAAGGAGCUGCUUCACAAUGAAUUUGGAGAUCUGCUGGGGAAAGCCACUGACAAGGCAGCUGUGGACCGCCUCUUCGAAGGCCUGGACACAAACAAGGACAACAGUGUGGACUUCAAGGAGUUUAUCCACAUGGUCACCUGCCUCACUGUGAUGUGCCACGGACACUUCACCAAAAAAUAAGGAUCCAAGCGUCCUCUGAGGGCCAGCAUAAAGACAAGCCUUCCUGUGAGAGAGAUGAUGCUAAAUAGCCAUGAAGUCACAAAACAUUAUAUUGUAAUGCACAAUGAAAUAAAGGUUUUUCUUUGAAACACA
Messenger RNA from Notothenia coriiceps (black rockcod), 529 nucleotides. Its product is annotated as ictacalcin-like. The record is from RefSeq and is a predicted model, not a curated record. The coding region runs from base 119 to 397 and encodes 92 amino acids. Gene Ontology annotation, cellular component: cytoplasm. Gene Ontology annotation, molecular function: transition metal ion binding; calcium ion binding; calcium-dependent protein binding. The transcript has 3 exons. Lineage: Eukaryota; Metazoa; Chordata; Actinopteri; Perciformes; Nototheniidae.